CAACGAAAUAUGAUUUUUUCAAACAGCAUAUCUUGAUGACAUUGAGUUUCUAUAUUACAUGGUGCAGAAUAAGCUUAUUUUAACGUACAGCAAUAGUAUAUGCCUCAACUGAAACAACUAUCCUGUGGAAACAAGAAUGACCACGGUGUUUGCAAUGAAAUGAGUAUAUAGUGUGUUUUACAGUCGCCGCGACUAGAUUAGGCACAAGCGAUUUAUGCCUCGAAAUUUUGUAGUAUUUCUUGUUUCGGGUUUCAGCUCUUCGUCUUCUUUACAUGGUAUGACGAGUAUCGACAACGCCGCAGAUCCUGCACCCAUUAGCUACGUAGACUACACGUCCGAGCUACAGCUACCGUCAAUUAUCCAUCUCAUUGAAAACGAUCUUUCAGAGCCGUACUCCAUUUACACUUAUCGAUACUUUAUACACAACUGGCCGAAAUUAUGCUUCCUGGCAAUGGAUGGCGAUACUUGCGUUGGUGUCAUUAUCUGCAAACUUGAUUUACACAAGCAAAGCAACCGAGGUUAUAUUGCCAUGUUGGCAGUUGCCAAGGAAUACCGAAAACGAGCGAUCGGUACGACGUUGGUUCAAAAAGCGAUUCGCGCAAUGAAGGAACAAGAUGCUGACGAGAUUGUAUUGGAGACCGAAUAUACCAACCAAGGCGCACUGGCCUUGUAUCAACGGUUUGGUUUUAUCAAGGAUAAACGGCUGCAUCGAUACUAUUUGAACGGAGUAGAUGCGUUUCGACUCAAAUUGUUCUGCAAAACCAUGGUCAAAGAUUAAAAGAAAACCAAUGGAAAAGUGUAUAUUAUAAAGAAAAUACUAAUACUUGAAGUGAAAAAAAGUAUAAUAAUAAACGAAACAUGUGUUA
Messenger RNA from Zychaea mexicana, 866 nucleotides. RefSeq names its product acyl-CoA N-acyltransferase. Lineage: Eukaryota; Fungi; Mucoromycota; Mucoromycetes; Mucorales; Lichtheimiaceae. Gene Ontology annotation, biological process: N-terminal peptidyl-methionine acetylation. The transcript has 2 exons. The record is from RefSeq and is a predicted model, not a curated record. The coding region runs from base 215 to 778 and encodes 187 amino acids. Gene Ontology annotation, cellular component: NatC complex. Gene Ontology annotation, molecular function: protein-N-terminal amino-acid acetyltransferase activity.